AUGUUGAGCCCGGGAUUUCCCGUUUCCCCCUCCAUUCAUCCGUAUUUGGCCUUGUUUGCGGCUGAAGCCGGAGUUACCGCGUUGGGCAUGAGAGGGAUCUUCAAACAGGACCGGUCCUUCAUCAAGUUCUUCAUUUUGGCCAUGAUUUACCUGGUUUUGUUGCAAUGGACCGUAUCGGCGUUGUGUUUUGUCGACGGAUCGAUAUUCUUUGGUGUUUUCUUGGUGGUCUACAGUGUGGUUGAGGUGGGUUGAUGUUUUGGUGUCUUUUGGAAAUUUUAGGAGACUGUUUGGAAUUUGAAAUGAGGGCUUCAUAGAUACUCAAAGAGUGAAAUUGGACAGAGUAUCGUAAUCGGACUGGGGGAAACUGGUCAGAUGGAAUCUCGACAGAUUUUUUUUUGGACUUUUCGGAACUUAUGUAAUAUUUUUUGAGGUGACAGGCUGCGACCAGAACCAUAUUCUAAAAUGGGUAACUGAAUACUCGGGUGUGCACAUUAGGACGAAUUCGGAUGAGCCCUUUGGGGCGAUCGUUUAUUCGGGUGAUGCGUUUUCGGGUGGCACAUUUUCAGGUGAUGCGUUUUCGGGGUGGGUGAAUUCUCUGGUGAUGAAGUAAACUCUGUACUAAUGGCUUCUAAAUACGACAUAACACUGUAAAUAUUUUGAUUUUUUUUGCAAUUUUAUUCAUUUUGGGGUUUCGCCGAUGAAGAUUUUAUUUUUACAUUCCUGAUGGUCGAAACCCCUAGAAAUGAGUAAGGUUGCAAAAAAUGUCUAAAUUUUUACAAUGUUAUGUCGUAUUUAGUAGUCAUGAGUACAAUAUAAUAUUUGCUUGAUUACCGUUCACCCACCCCCAAAAAUCCAUUACCCGAAUAUGCGCGACCCCAAAAAUGCAUGACCCGAAUGGGCGAUCGUCCCAAAGGGCUCAUCCGAAUUCGGCCGAAUGUGCACACCCGAGUAUUCAGUUACCCAUUUAGGAAAUGGUUCCGGGCGCAGUCUGUCACCUCAAAAAAUAUUACAGAAGUUCCGAAAAGUCCAAAAAAUCUGUUGAGAUUCCAUCUGAUUAGUUUCCCUCUGUCCAUUUACCAUACUCUGCCCAAUUUCACUCCGUCGAGUAUCUAUGAAGUCCUCAUUUCAAAUACCAAACAGUCUCCGAAUAUUCUCGACGCCUUCUAAAACGACUAGAAAAUUAGACCAGGGCACGUCAAACUGAGAUAAGCUAAAAGAGGCUGGUGAAUGGAUUGGCAACUUGCCAAAAAAAAGGUGUGAAAAAACGUUUUGUCGGGGAAGAAAUGGGGAAUUUUUGGGGCGAGAGAGUACGCUUUUGCGUGUUUUUUUUCUCUCUUUCUCUGUGAAAUCAAGGCGAAGUGUUAAAAACCGAUAGCGAAGAGUCUAUUCCGGUCACCGGACUCCCCAGUUUGACGUGCAGGGUUCCCUUCUACUGCUUUACUGAUGACUUUUCAAGUUAUGAUCUCUUGAGUUUUAGUUGGCUUUGCUGGUCGUUCUCCUGGUCUUCAAAUCAGAACCGGCUCCGAAGUGGAUGCUCUAUGCAUGGCCAUUCAAUGAAGCUGGGAUCAGAGAAGGCCCUCUAACUGGUGGAGUCUACGAUGAGGAAGCCGUCACAACGGCAUUUGGAUCGGCCCCAUCGAAACCAUUCGUACCAACCGAGAGUCUGGAAAGUGCGCCCGAAAAAGAAGUGAAGUAGGUGAAUGUUUUCGAAGUUUUCUGCUGAUUUAGAUAGCUUUCGGAGAUUUUGCGGAUAACGUUUCAUUUUCUGAGGCGGAUAGUUGGAAACUAUAAAUGCAAUUGGAGUCGUAUUUUAUGUUUUGAGAAUAUUGAUUUACCCUCCUUGGAGACGUUGACGUUUCGGUUUCAGAAAGCCGGAAAUUUCGGCUGAGACCGUUUCGCUGACCAACAAUUCGGCCGCAACGAUCAGCAACCCGGUGUCGAGAGUCCCGUCGGUCAAUUGUCUCGAUACGCCGUCCGAAAAACACAGCAAGGCCAGCACGAGCACCUGCAGUUGCGCCGACUGCAAAGCAAAUUGCGCCCAUUGCCAGGAACUGGAGAAAGGAGAAUAUAAGGAUAAGGAGACUCGGCAAUUUACCCCGACUGAGAGCCGGACCGUCCCAUCGGCGGGUGCGUUGAAAACAGAGGAAAGUGUGUUGAAGGUGGAAGAAGAACCGGAUCUGCAGGAAAUCCCAGUAAUCCGGCACGUAAAAACUCCACUGAAGAGAAGCGGACAUUUGGUAAGCGAUUUUUUGCAGGAAAAAUGGAGUUUGAUGGAUUUUUUUGAUAUUGUAGUAGGUCUAGUGUAAUAUAAUUUUCACUUCUCGGCACUUUUCGGUUGCCGUUUUUUGAGUAAAAUUAGUCUAAGCAGUCUUGAUAAGUAGGAAACGAGGAUUUUAAUGAUUUUUUCUGAUAUUGUAGUAGGUCAAUCUAGUGUAAUAUAAUUUUUCUUUUUAGAUUGAGGUUUUUUGAGUAAAAUUGGUCUGAAUAGACUUAAUAAGUGAUUUUUAUGCAGUUUGAAAUGACUCUGAAGUGAUUUUUUUUGUCAUGCUUGACCUUUUAGAAGUCAAGUCCGAGGCUCGAGCUGGAUCCUGAAACUCCGACCGAUAAUCAGACUAUGAAGCCUUAG
Molecule: messenger RNA, 2626 nt
Organism: Bursaphelenchus xylophilus (pine wood nematode)
Lineage: Eukaryota; Metazoa; Nematoda; Chromadorea; Rhabditida; Aphelenchoididae
Source: the annotation of a GenBank genome assembly